GCGAAAGUUGCAGACAUCUUGACAUCGUGAGGCCAUGAACAUCUCAACGGAGGAGGAUGCGGCGGCGGUUGUCCCGUUUGGCACGUUGCUGGGUGUCUCAGAUGGCGGCGUGGAAUUGUAUAACUGCGACUACUCGACACUCCCACCUCCAGACAUGCUGGACCGCGCGAGCUUUAAGAACGAGCACAAUGGCGUGACAACUGGAUACAAGUGGCAAUGCGUCGAGCUCGGGCGUCGGUACUUGCUCGUGAACUUUGGCGUGAUAUACGACAACAUCGCGAUGGCGUACGACAUCUUCCGCCUCAAGACGGUACGUCGUGUUGCGGACGGUCAGUUGGUACCGAUGGUUUCCAACGUGAACGGCGAAUCCACCGACCUACCCGUGAAGGGGUCGCUCCUGAUCUGGAACCCCGUCGGCGAGUUUGUCCACACGGGUCACAUUGCUGUCAUUGUGAACGUCGAAGUCGACUACGUGGACAUUGUCGAGCAAAACGUGGACGACACGAUUUGGCCGCCCGGCGUCAACUACUCCCGACGGCUCAAGGCCGACUUGAACGAAGUCACUGGGGCAUACACCAUCACAUGCACAUUCCCUGACUCGUCCAUCCUCGGUUGGAUGACAAUUGACAUGCACACAGAGUACAACUACGAAGACGUGCCAAUCGCGACGCCGUCGCAAGACCUGCAUCUGCGAAACGUCACCCUGACAGAGACGCAGCUAGCGACGCCGUGGAUGAACCCCGACCUGCCCUACGUGCAAGCAUUCCAAUCGGCGUUCGGGUCCGCCCUCGCGUCGUCGCCAAACUCGGCGUACUUUUGCCUGACUACGCGGGGCCAAGCCGCGCUCGAGUACGCGACCGAGCAUCUCCAUCACAUGUUCUUGGACGCGACCGAUUACGUACUGCACCACGAGAAGGAACUUGGCCACUACUUUCGCCUGCCCCCCGCGCUCUGGCCACGCAUACGCCGGUCCUGGUUCCGCCGCAAGCCAGACGUCCUCGCCGGGCGCUUUGACUUUGCCCUCACGGAAAACGGUGUCAAGGUGUACGAGUACAACGCGGACUCGGCGUCGUGUCUCAUGGAGUGUGGGUACAACCAAGACGCGUGGGCGGCGGUGGUUGGUCUGCCCGGCACGUCCAACAGCUCAAAUCUGUUCCAGAAACUCACACAUGGAUGGGUGCUCAAGAAUGUACAAGGCCCGCUCCACCUCCUGUGCGAUGUCGACCCCGAAGAGCAAUACCACACCGAGUACAUGAAAGCUGCCGCCGAGGCCGCAGGCCUCACGUGCUAUGUCGUCGUGGGGGUCGACACAUUAGAACGCCACGGCCAAGACAUUGUGGACAUGACACACAACGUCAACGUUCGAAACGUGUGGAAGACGUGGUCUUGGCGCACCGCCAUCGACCAGCUGAGCGACGACGAAUGGCAACAUUUUCUCAUGGACGAUGUCGCGGACCCGAAGGGCUUGACGACGCCCAAGUUGCGGCCCGCACACCCCGGCACGACCGCCGUCAAGCUCGUGGACGUGCUGCUGCACCCUGCCAUUCGUAUUUUCGAGCCUCUCUGGACAAUCUUGGCCAGUUCAAAAGCAAUUUUGCCAGUUCUGUCGACGCUGUACCCGAACCACCCCAUGCUCCUUCGGUCGUCGUUUACGCUGACGCCCGAGUUGGAACAAUCAGGGUAUGUGACCAAACCAGUGGCCGGUCGCGCGGGGGAAAACGUAGCCGUCGUGGCGGCCGACGGCACAACGCUGAUAGCGUCCGAGGGACAAUGGGCCGACGACACCCCAAUCUAUCAAGAGCUGGCACUCCUUCCCACCUACGGAGAUCGUGGCAACGUCCAGCUCGGCACGUGGGCAAUUUCCGGUGCCUACGCGGGUACAGUCGUCCGGGCCGAUCCGUCGCCCAUUAUUCGAAUGAACUCGGACGUGUACGCAGUGCGCGUCGUCGACGACAGCCCGCCCAAGGACCAAAUCCCCAAGGCCGCAGCAUAGGUUGGUGGUAGGGCCAAGGCACUGGCCACGGUCGACUGCCGCAGCCCACUUUCCUGGACACGUCGAGCAGACGUGGGGGUUGAUGUACACGCGUUAGAAGGAUUGAUUGCAGUAACUAGACCACCGAGUUCGGAUUGCUUCUUGUUGAACGUCACAUGCUUGCUACACCUGAUGUUGUCCUCGGUCCCGCCACGGUCACGUGGGUCUCACCGCUGGACGUCGCAAUUCCAGGUCUGUGGGACACGGCGCUCUCAUCGCCCACACCACAGAUAUCGCAGCGAGAUGACGCCGGUUUUGAAAUUGCUAAGAGCGAGCGGCGCCUGCUGCAGAGCAAGUUGACAACGGUGUCGGGGAUGGAUCAAACUAGCCCUUUGUGAC
Messenger RNA from Aphanomyces invadans, 2371 nucleotides. RefSeq lists its product as hypothetical. The record is from RefSeq and is a predicted model, not a curated record. NCBI's taxonomy places the organism in Eukaryota, Oomycota, Saprolegniomycetes, Saprolegniales, Verrucalvaceae. Bases 35 to 1993 code for a protein of 652 amino acids. The transcript has 3 exons. Gene Ontology annotation, molecular function: glutathionylspermidine amidase activity; glutathionylspermidine synthase activity.